UUGCGUAACUUCCGGGUUUAGCACCCGGUGUGAAAAAUCCUUGAAUAAAUAUUUAAAUAAAUAAAUAAGUGUACUGCAGGGUUUGAGCUGUAGUGAAUUAUAUGAAAUAGCGACAGUAAUAAAUAGAUAAAUAUAUUUUUUAAAAAGUUUAAAUGAAACUUUCGCUUUCGGCCGAUCAGGAAGAUCAUCAGUAUUUCCUUGUUCGAGAAGAAAGCUGAUGAUCAGAAAUGUCUAAGCCUAGAUUAGUGGUGUUUGACCUGGAUUUCACCCUGUGGCCGUACUGGGUGGAUACCCACGUCAAUCCUCCUUUCCACAAAGAUCAGAGUGGAAAGGUGGUGGACUCGAGCAAUAAUCAUGCCAAGCUUUAUAAAGACACAACAGAUGUCCUGCGCUCUCUGCACACUCAGGGCAUACAGAUCGGCCUGGCCUCACGCACAGGGGAAGUAGAUGGAGCCAAUCAGCUGCUCUCACUCUACAACCUCAACCAAUACAUUUCCUACAAGGAGAUUUACCCAGGGUCAAAAGUCACACACUUUACCAGGUUGCAGGCAGCCAGUGGAGUGUGCUACACAGACAUGAUGUUCUUUGAUGAUGAACCAAGAAACAUCAGUGAAGUCAGCAGGAUGGGUGUGUACUGUGUCCUGGUUUCUGACGGUGUUACCUCUAAACUCGUGCAGGAUGAGCUUCAGCAGUUCAUGCGAAAGAGCUGAGUGUGAAAAUCUCCGCUGCGGUGUACAGUGUGUCCUGUAGGGGGCAGCAAAGACCAACACUCCCAUCACUGCGUACUGUCACACUUGUAAAGAGUGUAUUUACUGACUUUAUUCACAAUGUUAACGUAAAUUUAAAAAAAGGAUCAAAAGUUAGAAACAUUUGUGGUUAUAGAGAGAGCAAUUUAAUAGAGUUAGUGUUUACAGAGUUAACUUAUAAUUUAACUGCCUGUUACUGACAACUGAACUAGUUUUAAAUGUAUUUUAACUGUGUGAAAAUAAAAAUUUGUCCACAUGCCUG
This is a messenger RNA of Hemibagrus wyckioides, 1008 nucleotides long. It is a transcript of the gene mdp1, whose product is annotated as magnesium dependent phosphatase 1. NCBI's taxonomy places the organism in Eukaryota, Metazoa, Chordata, Actinopteri, Siluriformes, Bagridae. Gene Ontology annotation, molecular function: acid phosphatase activity. The record is from RefSeq and is a predicted model, not a curated record. The transcript is spliced from 6 exons. Bases 228 to 710 code for a protein of 160 amino acids.